Klebsormidium nitens is the source of this 866-nucleotide messenger RNA. NCBI's taxonomy places the organism in Eukaryota, Viridiplantae, Streptophyta, Klebsormidiophyceae, Klebsormidiales, Klebsormidiaceae. The record is from the annotation of a GenBank genome assembly.
UUGCUUUCAGAACCUCUUCAGGAGUGUUGGAACUUGGAACUUGGUCCUUUGAUAUUUUGGAAGGGCGCCCAAAGCUUCGAGCUGAGUCUUUGUCAAGGUCCUCAGAGCUGGUGCACUGGAACAGGCUGCAACAUGGCGAACACAUUGCGGCCUUACUUGACAUGUAUAAGGAACACGCUGAACGCGACGUUGUGCUUACAGAACUUCCCCUGUCAAGAGGUGGAGCGGCACAACAAGCCAGAAGUGGAGUUCAAAACAAGUCCUGAGUUGCUUCUGCAACCGGUACUCAUCUGCAGGAACGAGGGCGAGAAGUGCCUCAUUGAAGGAUCCAUCAACUCGCUCCGGAUAAGCAUAAAGGUGAAGCAGGCGGACGAGCUUGAGAACAUACUGGCAAAGAAGUUCCUCCGCUUUGUUGCACAGCGCGCAGAGUCGUUUCAAGUACUAAGGAGGAAACCUGUUGAGGGUUAUGACAUCAGCUUUCUCAUCACGAACACGCACACCGAAGAGAUGCAAAAGCACAAGUUGGUCGACUUCAUUGUACGAUUCAUGGAGGACAUUGACAAGGAGAUCAGCGAGCUAAAGCUGUCCGUGAACACAAGAGGGCGCCUCGUAGCAACCGAAUACCUCCGCCAGUUCCUGUGACGUGCCGCCCUCUAUCUGGUACACAAGAGCUAAAGACCGGAAGGAGCAGGAUGUAGAUGUACAGGCCUGCAAAAGAUGCUUCAAUGUCGUCCAAGCUGGAGCGCUUUGCUUGGAAACAGAAGCACUGAGAGAUCAUACAGUGUUGUUCGAAACUUGUACAACUAAGUUCGAGCUCCCGUUUCUGCAUGAGAAUCAUUGCAUUGAACUUCGCAGGUCAAAUUCAU